GGAGCCGCGUCCCCCUGCGCCGCCCCGGGCCGGCCGGCCAGAGCCGCCGCCAUGCACCCCGGCCCGCCCCGCGCCGCGCUCCGCCUGUGGCUGGGCUGCGUCUGCCUCGCGCUGGUGCAGGCGGACAGCCCCUCGGCCCCAGUGAACGUCACCGUCAGGCACCUCAAGGCCAACUCGGCAGUGGUAAGCUGGGACGUCUUGGAGGACGAGGUUGUCAUCGGAUUUGCCAUCUCUCAGCAGAAGAAGGACGUGCGGAUGCUGCGCUUCAUCCAGGAGGUGAACACCACCACCCGCUCGUGCGCGCUCUGGGACCUGGAGGAGGACACGGAGUACAUCGUGCACGUGCAGGCCAUAUCCAUCCAGGGUCAGAGUCCAGCCAGCGAGCCCGUGCUCUUCAAGACGCCGCGCGAGGCUGAGAAGAUGGCCUCGAAGAACAAAGAUGAGGUGACCAUGAAAGAGAUGGGGAGGAACCAACAGCUGCGGACGGGCGAGGUGCUGAUCAUCGUCGUGGUCCUGUUCAUGUGGGCCGGCGUCAUCGCCCUCUUCUGCCGCCAGUAUGACAUCAUCAAGGACAACGAACCCAACAACAACAAGGAAAAAACCAAGAGUGCGUCAGAAACCAGCACACCAGAGCACCAAGGCGGGGGGCUUCUCCGUAGCAAGAUAUGAAAACCCUUUCAGUGCUUGCUCUGGGCAGCUCAGAAGGAAGACGUAGAGAAUGGGAGAGAAUCUCAUGGUUCUGACGAUGGUUGUCCAACAAACAUCUGGCCCUCUCCACAUUUCCUCCCCUCUCCGUCUCCGUACACCCUCUGGCUUCCUGUCCUCUCUCUCGGCUUCUAUCUGGCGCUUUCCUGAAGCCUCUUACUAACCCCCAUCUCCAGAAGCACCUCAGCAAUGUCAGUGGCUGAGGCUGUGCUCAAGAGGCAGAUCUGCAGGAGGUGAGAGGACCGGCCGGCGGGGCGGCUCUGCUGGGGCCCAGGACCGCAUCCUGGCCAUUCAGCUCAGUGAGGCCGGAGGCUGGGCGUGAGAAGGCAGAGACCAGGCACCCAGGCGGGGCUCCUACUUGCCUUCCACCUGAGACAAGAGCCUGGCUUUUAGGCUGCAACCCUGCUGCUUCCUUCCUUCUGGUGUCUUCUCCCUGUUUCCAAACCCCGCAAGAACUCUGUUCAAUUCAGCCCUGGCCGCUUCUCUCAUUUCUUCCUUCCCAGUUUCCAAACAAGCCCUCGGUGAACAUCAUCGAAGCGUGACUGCCUGUCUGCAGGAAGAAGGAUUUUAUUUUUCUUCUCUGCUGGUCCCUGGGUCCGUGGGCUCAGGGAGAGAGGGGGCUGCCAAGGUUGGAGAUGGGGAGGCCCCACUAGCUGCAGUCUCCCUCUGCACUCCCAUCCUGGUCUGAUGACGAAGGCUAAACUACAGACCCCAACUCUGCAAAAAAUAAAACAAGCCACCAAACUAAAAGGCCUGGCCCCAUUCUGGAAAAGGCAAAGCUGCAUGAGACACAGCCUUCUUUCUGCCUCCUUGCCUCUCCUGGACUGGCCUCCUCUCUGAGAAAAUGCACAAAGCUCCUGGGAGCUGACACGCACCUGGACUGACAGAAGCUGUGUCUUUCAGGGAAGCUGUGGGGCUGCCUGCUGGGCAGAGUCCUGGCUGCCAUCAAGCCUUUGCUGGAUCCAGCCAUCAAGGACUUGUUUAUGGUGCGAUGCACAACUUUGCGAGUGUGUAAGAUGUUUUCUGUUCUGCUUCUUUUGGAAAACACAAUUGAAGGGCUUCACUCCAGAGGGCAGAGGGAUUCCCCGACUAGUGGCCUGUAUCUUCUACCUUCUUUGACCCUUGUUUUUGACUGUAAGAUCAUCAGUCUGGGGUCUGAAGAAGACAGAAUGGGAACAAGACCUUUGAAGGUAUGGGCUCCAUUUCUUUAGAAAAGAAAAUCUCUUGGAGUUGCAGCAGUGCUGGCUUGCACCACUGAAAAGAUGCGUCCACAUGGGAUACCCUGGGGGCUGCUCAUUACCCCUCCGGGUUGGACUCUGCUGGAAGGCAGGCCCAAGCCAUUCACCAUGGACAGUCAGCAGUCCCCACCUCUGGGGUCUCCAUAUCUUGCCAUCUCAUCCAGGGUUCUGUGAAAGCUCCCCAGGGUCCUCAUGUCCUUCCCUAGAGCCUGAGUGGUGUGAGGUGAUGGGUCCCUCCCUCCACUGCCUCUUUCUGGUUUAAAACACAAAUGGUGCUUGCUAAGGGAGGGCAGAGCCUUCCCUGGGACUGACAAGUUACGGCUGCGGAGUGCCUGCGUGGGAUGAGAUGGACCUCUGUGUCUUCCAUCGGUGACUGAGGACGAGCGUGUGGGAGACCGUGCCUGGCACAAACCUGGCACACCAUAGGUGCCCAGUGCAUACCUGUGGAACUGAACGAUAAGAGCAAUGGCCCCCAAGCUAGAGAGCUGAAAGCCAUUACCCCUGACCGCCCCUUCCUUCCGGUCUACAAGAGCUCUCAUGGCUGGGGCAGCCGCCACUCUGCUUUGCCCAAGUGUGGAGCACAGGGAGGGAGGAGACACAGGGUAAAAGGCAGAUGUCGGCAACACUAAGGGCUUCCUCAUGGGAGGGCAUGAGGCUCCACUCAUUGUCUUGUGACUUCCAUCCCUGCUGAAUGGGGCUGCAAGGCCAAGGCUCCUUAGGGCAGAGGUCCUUACCUCUGAUCCAGUUAGAGCAAUAACCACUUUUUAAAUGUAAAAUAAAAAGACAAAUGAAAAGGCA
Bubalus bubalis (water buffalo) is the source of this 2741-nucleotide messenger RNA. It is a transcript of the gene FNDC5, whose product is annotated as fibronectin type III domain containing 5. The transcript has 6 exons. The record is from RefSeq and is a predicted model, not a curated record. Bases 52 to 669 code for a protein of 205 amino acids. NCBI's taxonomy places the organism in Eukaryota, Metazoa, Chordata, Mammalia, Artiodactyla, Bovidae. Gene Ontology annotation, biological process: positive regulation of brown fat cell differentiation. Gene Ontology annotation, molecular function: protein binding.